GACAAAGGGCUUUCUGAUUCACCCACCGCGGUGGUUUGCUAGCGAACCUAAAACAUUGAUGUGUAUAUUACUCUUGGUGUUUAGAACAUAAUUCUGUUUACGUGUUUACGUUUCUACUAGUUCAUUUAAACGUGAUUUGAUACGGCACGAGGCUAAUCGCUCGGAACAUGAGCUCACUAAGCUCGACGGAGAAAGAAGCUCUGGUGAAAGGAGAGGAAGAAGCUUUCAGGAUGAAAAGAGAGGAAGAGGAGGCUAUCACAUUGAAAGAAGAAGAGGAAGAUAUUACAGUUAAAGAGGAAGAUGGGAAAGAUGUUGUCAGAGUGGAAGAAAAGGAGGUAGAAGCUUUCAGAAUCAAAAAAGAUGAAGAUGCCAUAACAUUGAAAGAAGAGAAUGUAGUGAAAGAAGAGGAAGAACCUUUUGGAUUAAAAGAGGAAGAGGAGGAUAUCUCAAUAAAAAAGGAGGAGACUGAAGUUCCGAUUUCCACCAGAGAGAGACAUGACUAUCCUGGAUCCUCUGGGGAGCCUCAACAACAUCCUGAUGCUGACGAGGCAGAGAAGAGUCUCUCCAGAUCAGAACACCAGAUGGACAAAGCUAGCCCUUCCUCCCUCCCAGAGUCCCCGUGUCAUGCCUCUCCCGGUAGCCCCUUACUGCUGGGUAUGAAGAGGUUGUCUGUGCUGCUGGUGGACUGCAGGAAAACAACGGGGCUGAGUGGAACUGUGAGAGGAGGAGAAGAGAAGGAAGGAUCAGAUUUGACACAUCAAAGAGGAAAACCAAACUCUGCGGAACCAGGGACUUCCAAACCAGCAAGACAACAUCUCUGCUCCCAGAUUGGAAAGAGUUUUACCAAGUUAGGAAGCCUGAAAAGACAUGAGAGGACACAACCAGGAGAGAAGCCACACAAUUGCGCACAGUGUGGAAAGAGUUUUAACCAGUUAGGAAAGCUGAAAGUUCAUGAGCGAAUACACACAGGGGAGAAGCUUUUCAAUUGCGCAGAGUGUGGAAAGAGUUUUAACAAGUUAGGAAACAUGAAAUCUCAUGAGCGAAUACACACAGGGGAGAAGCCUUACCACUGCUCCCAGUGUGGAACUAGGUUUACCAAGUUAGGAAGCCUGAACAGACAUCAGAGGACACACACAGGGUCGAAGCCACACCAUUGCUCCCAGUGUGGAAAGAGUUUUAACCAGUUAGGAAACAUGAGAUCUCAUGAGCGAAUACACACAGGGGAGAAGCCUUUCCAUUGCUCCCAGUGUGGAAAGAGUUUUAGCCAGUUAGGAAGCCUGAAAGCCCAUGAGCGAAUACACACAGGGGAGAAACCUUACCACUGUUCCCAGUGUGGAAAGCGUUUUAACCGGUUAGGAAAGCUGAAAGAACACAUGAGACUGCACUCAGGGGAGAAGCCUUACAAAUGCUCAGACUGUGGGAAGACAUAUUACUCAUCACAGUCACUUAAAAGUCAUAUGAAAAUCCACACAUGUAUAAUAAUUACUUCUAGUGUGUAAAUUGAUAUUUCACAUCUCAUUGACUUAAAAUUCAUCAGGGGACAUACACAGUGCUCCCAUUAUCUUAUAUUGUUGACUGACCAUGUGUUUACCUGUUGAAACCAUAUGAAAUUGAAUUGUACAAAGUAUACUCAAACAUAUAUUUGUUUGUUUCUAUUAGAAAACAUGAAGUGUAUAUGGAGUUAUGUCAGCUUGAAUAUAGAGUAGAUCAGAUUCCAACUGUUUAAAUGGUCCUUUUUUAAACUCUGUGUUUAUCUGACUGUGUGUGUUUAUCUGACUGUGUGUGUUUAUCUGACUGUGUGUGUUUAUCUGACUGUGUGUGUUUGUCUGGGUGUGUCAUUCCUCCAGCACUACAGAUAAUCAAGUGAUAUUUGGAUGUGAUGCAUUUGCUCCAUUGUUGACAUUUUCAUCGUGGCCCACUGAUGAUUUAAUGACAUGAAAAUAUUCACUGACUCGCUCACGGAUUGACCCAAGCCUCCCACUGUAUGAAUAAAUGUUGUUUCCACGUCAUUUCAACUAAAUAAAUCCAUGUGAUGUUAGAUCAAUGAUAUGAAAUGAAAAUGACUCCAUGUGAUGUUUGAUCAAUGUAGAAAACUGAUUGGAUUUGUAAAAAGCAUCAAUAUAAGGUUAUUCACUGAACUUGCAACCUAAAUCCAAUGACAAGUGACAUUUUGUGUUGAUUUAAUGUUAAAUUCACUUUAGUUGACGACUCAAAGAAAUGUAAAUAGAAACUAGAUGUUGAACUGACGUCUGUGCCCAGUGGGCUGGUUUGAAUAAGCAGCAGGUGUUGGAUCGAUAUCCACCUUAGUAGCUAAAUUUCCGUGCAAUUUGCGACAGAUUUUCAUGUGAAUAUUAUCAAAUCUGCAUAAAACAAUAUAUACAUUUUCCCACCAGAA
Molecule: messenger RNA, 2395 nt
Organism: Oncorhynchus gorbuscha (pink salmon)
Lineage: Eukaryota; Metazoa; Chordata; Actinopteri; Salmoniformes; Salmonidae
Product: zinc finger protein 569-like
Exons: 4
Coding region: 168-1499 (443 amino acids)
Biological process (GO): regulation of DNA-templated transcription
Molecular function (GO): DNA-binding transcription factor activity, RNA polymerase II-specific; RNA polymerase II cis-regulatory region sequence-specific DNA binding
Source: RefSeq, a predicted model, not a curated record